Messenger RNA from Rotaria sp. Silwood2, 519 nucleotides. The record is from the annotation of a GenBank genome assembly. NCBI's taxonomy places the organism in Eukaryota, Metazoa, Rotifera, Eurotatoria, Philodinida, Philodinidae.
AUGUUUAAAAUUCCAAAUCUUGCUGAUGUCAUCAAGACUUUUGUUGAUGGUGAUAGUAAAUAUCCAUCUGUGGAAUUAACCAAUUUUUAUACAAAUACAAUUGAUCUCAUUCAUUCAUUUUUAAUCAAACACAAUUGCUUAUCGAAAACACGUUCGAAUUAUUUUCAAUCUGUCUUUGCUCUAAUGAAAAUUGUUUAUGUCGAUCGAAUUCAUUUCUCGUAUUCGUACAAUAACAAUACAAGACGAACAUCAACAUUAUCGAAAACACAUUCGACCUAUAUUGGUGAGCCAGUUGCGAAAUUUUUUAUUUUAUCAACAAUUGAGAAACCUGAAAAAAAUAUUAAUACAAUGGUAAAUUAUUUAAUUGAAAGUGAAUCAAUGCGUCCCAAGCUUGCAGAAUUUAUUAAGAAUCUGUAUAAAACAUAUCAACAAAAAGGAGAAGAAGGACUAGGAAGUUUACGACAAAGCUUUCCCUCACAAGCAGACUGUCAAAUGGAUCAUGCCUUCGAUUGUCAAUGA